Messenger RNA from Chelonoidis abingdonii (Abingdon island giant tortoise), 1251 nucleotides. It is a transcript of the gene GOT1L1, whose product is annotated as glutamic-oxaloacetic transaminase 1 like 1. NCBI's taxonomy places the organism in Eukaryota, Metazoa, Chordata, Testudines, Testudinidae. Gene Ontology annotation, cellular component: cytosol. Gene Ontology annotation, biological process: L-aspartate biosynthetic process. Gene Ontology annotation, molecular function: L-aspartate:2-oxoglutarate transaminase activity; pyridoxal phosphate binding. The record is from RefSeq and is a predicted model, not a curated record.
AUGGCCGCUCUCUCUCUCUUCCUUGACGUUCCACUCACCAGGGAAGUGAACUGGCUCCUGGAUGCCUACCAGGAGGAUCCAUCCCCUGACAAAGUGUACCUUGACCACAGGGACUGCCAGACUGAAAUGGGCAAAGCGUGGGUCUGCCCAACCGUGAGACAGACCCUGCUGCAGAUCGCCAGUGACCCAACCCUGGACCACGAGUACCUCCCAGUGCUGGGGUUCCCUGAGUUCACCAGGGCAGCUACCGAGCUGGCGCUUGGCAGGGAGAGCCGUGCUGUGAUUGAGAACAGGCUAUUGCUUUUCUCCACCUUGCUCACCAGCAGUUUGAAUGGAGCCCUUGGGGGCGUUAGCUCUUCACAUGAGAACGACACUAUGAAGAAAUCACAGGGUCACCGCUGUGUUCUGGACAGCCUCCGGUGUAUAUUCCAAGAUGUCGGCUUUACAGAGAUCCAGCCCUACCAUUACUGGGACACUGUGAGGCUGGCUGUAGCCAUAGAAGGAUUCCUGGAGGUGCUGGAGAGUGCCCCGGACUGCUCCAUAGUUGUGCUGCAUGCUCCUGAGGAAACCGGCCUGACUCCCAAGCAGUGGGAAGAAGUUGCCAGGGUCAUGGGGAGGAAGCGCCUCUUCCCCUUCUUUGACAUCCCGGCUCAGGGGCUGGCCUCCGGAGACCUGGACAGAGACGCCUGGGCUCUGCGACACUUUGUGGCCCAAGGGUUUGAGCUCUUCUGUGCCCAGUCCUUCUCGAAAACCUUCGGCUUAUAUGAUGAGCGCGUGGGGAACCUGAUUGUGGUGGCGAGGGACAAUGAGACGCUGGUGAGAAUCCGCUCCCAGCUGCAGAAGCAAGUGAUGGGAAUGUGGGCCACUCCUGCCAGUUUGGGAGCCCGGGUCAUCACCACGGUGCUGAACAACCCGGCCCUGUUGAACAAGUGGAAACAGAGUCUCCGGAUGCUGGCAGAGAAGAUCAUGCUGAUCCGGGAGAAGCUGAAGGAGAAGCUGCGGAUCCUGGGUACACCUGGCUUCUGGGACCACCUCACGGCCCAGUCAGGGACCCGCAGCUUCACCGGGUUGCUCUCAUCCCAGGUGGCUUUCCUAGAGAAGCACAAACACAUCUACCUUCUCGGGAGUGGCCAGGUCAGUGUCUGCAGCAUCAACUCACACAACCUGGACUACGUGGCCCAGAGCAUCAACGAGGCCGUAAGCAGCACGGAGGGCAGGGCACAAGGCCUGAGCUGGGCAGAGAUGGAGUGA